CGGCGAGUAAGAGGAAGUAAACAGAGCUGCUUCAGCGUCUUUCUGCUCUUUGAAUGAGAAUUUAAUGUUUUAUUACAUUUUCUCAGCGCAGCUCGGUCUGUAAACGGACACAGUGCAGGCAUGAACGGCCAGGCUGAAUUAGAUGUGGAUUACAAGCGGAAAUACAAAAACCUCAAGCGCAAAUUAAAGUUUUUGGUGUAUGAGCAAGAAUGUUUUCAGGAGGAGCUGAGAAGAGCACAGAGAAAGCUGCUUAAGGUUUCCAGAGACAAAAGUUUUCUGCUGGACAGAUUGUUACAGUAUGAGCGGGUGGACGAGGAUUCCUCUGACUCAGAUGCCACAGCGUCCUCAGAGAGUGAUGGAGAGGGUCCCAGAGAAAGAGAACGAGAGGCAGGAAAGAAGAGGCGGAGCCCUGGAGUUCCACCCAUCACUUCAGCUUCAUCCCCCCAUCUGUCUCUCCUUCCUCGCCCGGGAGCAACCCCUCUUCAGUCCUCAGCCCCCACCCAGUAUCUCAACACGUUACCCUUUCCUCCUGACUAUUUGGCUCCCUCUGCUGAGCGAGUGAAGAAAGAGAGAAAAACAAAACCGUCCAAACAAAGGAAAGAGCCUGCAGGAAAGGUGGUCUCUCCUUUGGCUUCUAAUUACCCAGCAGGCGGUGCUCAAGGCGCGGGUUCGUCCGGCCCGUUCAGCUGGGUCCCGCGGCAGAUGCUGAGCGGAGACGCCGCCGAGGAAGAAGGAGAGAGCGAAGCAGAAAGCGAUGGAGGAGAGGAGGAGAGAGGAGAGGGAGAAGAAGCUGAACUGGUCAUUGACAUUCCUAAUGAGUGAUGUGUUUUUACCAUCAGUCGGGGUGCAACUUCAAAGAAACACCAUGUAAAAACAAUAUCUAUUCGCCAUAACAACAAGGGCUGUAUACCGAAAAUACUUCGUAUUAAUUACUAUUGAAAAUUUCUCAUUCAGUAUCAAAUUUCAGUACCUAAGUAGUCAGUCUUUGCAUCCAUAAGCCAAUAAUGCUUGUUCUGAAAUCAUGUUAUUAAUACCCUUUUGUGUCCAUGGAAUUUUGUAUUCAUUGAUAUACUAUCAAUAAGCUGUUCCCACCACCUGAACAAGUCCAAUAAACAAAACCUAAUUAUUGUUUUUGAAUUAUUAAGUGAUUUGCUACGCCAUUAUUUUGCAAUACUAUCACAUUAUGUUGAUAUUCUGUCAUUAAUUUGAAAUUCUUAGUCAUUAUUCUGACAUGGUUUAUGAUUAUUUUGAGAUGAAAACAACAGAAAGUUUCUAAAAAUAAUGAGAACAAUUCUCAGAAUAAUGAGAUCUCAAAAUAAUAACUUUGCAUUUCAGAAAAUUAGGUAGUAUCUCAAAAUAAUGUGUGUUUUUCAGAAUAUCAUGAAAUAAUGGCACAACGAUUUACGUCACAAAAAAAAAUAGGUGGUGGAUUUUUAUUUUAUUUUAUUUUAUGUGGUGAGAAUGGGCUUCUGCAGUAAGCCAUGCAAACGCGGUCAACAUUGUUUCUGCCCAAAUCUAUAAAACCUCUCCCUACAUUAGUAUUCUUAUUUAAAUCAUAUUUAAGUAAUUAAAAAGGUGUAAAAAAGUGUAUUUCUGGUUUAAGUCGCACCCACUAUCGUUUGUAGUUUAAAAGAAAGGUUAUAAUGUUCAGGAAUCAUUUAUGAUUAAAAAAAAAAAAACAUCUCCAAUUUAAUAAGCCGAGACAUUAAGAACAUAUUUACGAUGUAGCUUAAGCAGCAGGUACUU
Molecule: messenger RNA, 1746 nt
Organism: Pygocentrus nattereri (red-bellied piranha)
Lineage: Eukaryota; Metazoa; Chordata; Actinopteri; Characiformes; Serrasalmidae
Gene: ino80e
Product: INO80 complex subunit E
Exons: 8
Coding region: 121-822 (233 amino acids)
Biological process (GO): chromatin remodeling
Cellular component (GO): nucleus; Ino80 complex
Source: RefSeq, a predicted model, not a curated record